UCGCAGUUCAACCACGACUCUGCGUAAAUAAAGAUGUGUAUUUUUAAUCUAUUACUGCUCUUUGUGGUUCUCCAGCCGACUUUGUCCCAACAUUUCAACUACAUUGAAAUCAGAUACGUUAAAAACAACACGGUUUUUGUAUCGCCGUACGCAGACGACGUCAAUUUCGAAAAAGAAAUCACAGACAUUUGGAUCGACAACCAGACAAUCCCCGUUUUGAAAACCGGAAGUUUCCAAAACUUGCCGAAGCUCAAAGUUAUCAAAAUUCAAGACUGCGGGUUGGACAACAUUGAAGACAACGCGUUUGAGAAUCUCCCAAAAUUGCGAAUACUCAACUUGAGCAAAAACCACCUAAAAGUGGUUAAAAAUCGAACCUUCAGUCACCUCGCCAUAAUCAAACUGUACUUGGCAAUGAACGGAAUUGAGUCGCUUGAGAGCGGAGCUUUUCACAACAUCACAAAUUUGGAAGUGAUUGAUUUAAGUGGGAACAAACUGCGACUGUUGCACACCCACAUGUUCAGAGGCACUCCCUUUUUGCGACAAAUUGAUUUCAGUUUUAAUAAAAUCGAAACAGUGGCGUCCGAGUGUUUUAAAGGCACUUUCAAUGGGGUGGGACAAGGGGAAGAUUCUUUUCUCAAACUGAACGACAAUCAAAUGAAACGUGUAAAAUUGGGACAACUCGAGGGACUUUACAAUAUUAAAGAACUCAAUUUCGGGAAUAAUAUUAUCGAACACGUGGACUUGAACACUUUCAAGAAGUUCAAUUCCAUUGAAAUCCUCAAUCUGGAGAACAACCAACUGCCAUCGUUGCAUGAUUACGUGCUGAGAGACUUGCAAUCAACAAUUGUUUACAUUGACUCAAACCCUCUGACUUGCGAGUUCGUGAAAAAGUUUGCACGCUGGUGUGCCAGUAAUAAGAAGGACAAUACAGUUAAUUCUAGUCAUUUGAAGCAAUGUAAUGUGUGAAAUAAACUUACUGUUUUCCUAUAA
This is a messenger RNA of Tribolium castaneum (red flour beetle), 990 nucleotides long. RefSeq names its product leucine-rich repeats and immunoglobulin-like domains protein sma-10. The transcript has a single exon. Gene Ontology annotation, cellular component: plasma membrane. The record is from RefSeq and is a predicted model, not a curated record. Bases 34 to 966 code for a protein of 310 amino acids. Gene Ontology annotation, molecular function: protein binding. NCBI's taxonomy places the organism in Eukaryota, Metazoa, Arthropoda, Insecta, Coleoptera, Tenebrionidae.